AAAGUCGGGAGGAUACGGUUUCAUAAUUCUUUGGAUGUUCUUUGUUCACCACCAAAAUGUAGCCUACGAGAAAACAGAAUGAAAAGGUGUCCCCGUCUUCAUCCACACCCUAAUAUAACCAAUAUACAAACACUUUGCCACAUUUCAGCUGCAGCAGGCUAAAGUUUAGUCAUGGAGUCAAACGAGUAUGACACUGAGAAUAAAUCCAAAAAGAAACUGAGUUACUACAACAAGCGAUUGCUUCUUCUGCUUUUAUUUUCGAGCAUUUCAAACCCGUAUAUAAUGCUGCAAAGUGUUGUUCUACACUACCAACCACCUCUGCACUGCGACAUAAGCGAAAUUCAGGAAAAUUUAAACAAUCUGAACAAGAGUCAUCUUAAUGCAACUGUACCGUGGAUUGAAGACAGUAAUGGUGGCAUUGUUAGAAGCUCAUGUUCGAUGUACAAUGUUAGAAAUAAAAUGAAUAUUUCACUUAUACAGUCAGGUAAAGAUGAUGCAGUACAAUGUAAAAAGUUCCAUUUCGAGGGAGUUGAAACAUCGGCCACCACAGAGUUUCAAUUGGUGUGUGAAAACGCGUGGGUUCAGCCGUUGAUGGUUUCUAUUUAUUUCGCCGGCAAUCUCGUCGUUUCAUUAUUCGGCAGUUAUUUAUCAGACAGGUAUGGACGAAAACCUAUAUUUCUCGUAUUCACCUUCAUUCAAUGCUUGUCUUGUGUUAUAAUGAGCUUCAGUGAGAGUCUGAUCACUUAUGGUACAAUGAUGUUUCUUUCUGGCGGAGCAAACCUGAUCAAUUUUACGACAGCUGUUAUUCUAGGGUGUGAGAUUUUACCCCAGAGUCACCGAUAUUAUGUUUAUUUAUUUCUGGAGCUUGGUUUUUCCAUUGGUUACUUGACAGUACCAGCGAGUGCAUAUUUCUUGCGUGAUUGGAGAUGGUUCUUACGCUUCAGUGGAAUGAUCAAUAUUCUGUACAUCCCAUAUUUCUGGUGGUUGGACGAGUCUCCAAAGUGGCUUCUUGCUACAGGUAAAAUUCAAAGUGCGAAAAAGGUUUUCGCGAAAAUUAGAAAAAUAAACAAAGAAUCACAUACUGAUACCACCAAGUCUGAACAAAUUGAAAGUAGGAAAAAAAUUGAAGCAAUUUCAACCGUAUGGAACACUAUGCGGGAAAUGUUAAAACAUCCAAGCUUGAUAUGGAGACUGGUGGUAAUAACAUCUGGAUGGGCUGUUGUGAAUGUUAUGUAUUAUGCAAUAGCGCUGAAUACUAACAAUCUUACUGGUGAUCGCUUCCUGAAUAUGCUGUACGGUGGAAUAGCAGAAAUUGUCGGGGUGUUGUUAUAUUUCUUCGUUGUUUCCAAAUGGGGAUGCAGAGACUGCUACUGCGCAAUCUUGUGUAUAGGAGCUGUUGUACUUGCAGUAACACCACUGUUCGCACUAUGGAAUCCAGUCGUCGUUACAAUAUCGACCAUGUUUUGUAAACUAUGCACAUCAAUCUGCUUUAACAUUAUCUUUGUUUACACACCACAACUCUUCCCCACAUGCAUUCGCAACUUUGCUACCGGUAUUUCAUCGGCGGGUGGUAGAAUCGGGAGUAUUAUAUCUCCAUUUGUUAUGCAUGCAGGUGGAUCAGGGAGUUCUGUUGUGCCUUCCAUUGCAGUGGCCGUCGCUGCUUUGGGCUCAACAACGGCUGUGUUGUUUAGACUUCCUGCGAUUCAAACCGAAAAUUUGCCUCAAACCGUUGACGAAGCGCUUGCUAUGAAAAGUGUCUUCAGUAUACCCUGCUUCAAAAUAAGAGACGUCACAAAUGCUGUUAUUACAAAUGACGAACAAAAUGAUCAAGAUAAUCAACGAUUUCUGACUGCACGGAUUUAAAUAGAUCGCUGCUGGUGCAUUUUUGGUAUACACGUAUUCAGAAUUAUUUGCGCCAUAGUUAAUCCAGGCAUUGUCAAUAUGUGUAGAUUCUGCCAGGCGAUACAUUUAUUGUGUUUGGUGCAUGGUGUAGGACUGUUGAUUAUACACUAAGACAAAAUAUAAACUAGAAAUAUAGCUUCAGUUGCUAGCGUACAAUAUCCUUCGUUAUACAUCGAGUAAAUUCAGCGUUGCUGUGCGGACGGAUAUGUGGCGGAUAUGUGUGAAUUAUUUUCGUGUAUUGUUGCAGUUCGACCUAAAUAUCAAUUGUUUCCUUUUUCUUGUUUCCUCCUGCUUCGUCCGCUUACUUAAACAAGAAUGUAACUUAAACUAGAAUGUAACUUGUUUAAUUCCUUCGUCGUUGUGAAAACGACACUCCUUAUAAAAAAGGUGUUUUGUAUCAUGCGCUUCAUCGCCGCCUGAAUUUCAUUUAUUUUAAUCCGUUAUUUUUUGUCAUUUAUAUACCCAUGUGGCUGUGUUGGAGAUAUUGUUGCAUUUAUAAGUCGAUUUUUAUUGUGCGGCGCAGUGGCUUAGUGAAAAGCGCGGAGGUUGCGGAUUCAAGGUUCGCAAGUUGUAAUUUUUGCAUUUAUGAAUAUGACAAACCAAUACUAAACAAGAUGUGUUAUGCAGGUAAUCGUUUGAAUACAUAAUCCCAUUAAAA
Molecule: messenger RNA, 2560 nt
Organism: Ciona intestinalis (vase tunicate)
Lineage: Eukaryota; Metazoa; Chordata; Ascidiacea; Phlebobranchia; Cionidae
Source: RefSeq, a predicted model, not a curated record